Apodemus sylvaticus (European woodmouse) is the source of this 1053-nucleotide messenger RNA. It is a transcript of the gene Atoh1, whose product is annotated as atonal bHLH transcription factor 1. The record is from RefSeq and is a predicted model, not a curated record. The coding region runs from base 1 to 1053 and encodes 350 amino acids. Gene Ontology annotation, molecular function: protein dimerization activity. The transcript has a single exon. NCBI's taxonomy places the organism in Eukaryota, Metazoa, Chordata, Mammalia, Rodentia, Muridae.
AUGUCCCGCCUGCUGCAUGCAGAAGAGUGGGCUGAGGCAAAAGAGUUGGGGGACCACCAUCGCCACCCCCAGCCGCACCACGUCCCGCAGCUGACGCCACAGCCACCUGCUACCUUGCAGGCAAGAGACCAUCCUGUCUACCCAGCAGAACUGUCCCUCCUGGAUAGCACCGACCCACGCGCCUGGCUGACUCCCACUUUGCAGGGCCUCUGCACGGCACGCGCCGCCCAGUAUCUGCUGCAUUCUCCGGAGCUGGGAGUCUCCGAGGCCGCGGCGCCCCGGGACGAGGCUGACAGCCAGGGUGAGCUGGUAAGGAGGAGCGGCUGUGGUGGCCUCAGCAAGAGCCCCGGGCCGGUGAAAGUGCGGGAACAGCUGUGCAAGCUGAAGGGCGGGGUCGUAGUAGACGAGCUGGGCUGCAGCCGCCAGCGAGCCCCUUCCAGCAAACAGGUGAAUGGGGUACAGAAGCAAAGGCGACUGGCAGCGAACGCAAGGGAGAGGCGCAGGAUGCAUGGGCUGAACCACGCCUUCGAUCAGCUGCGCAACGUUAUCCCGUCCUUCAACAACGACAAGAAGCUGUCCAAAUAUGAGACCCUGCAGAUGGCCCAGAUCUACAUCAAUGCUCUGUCGGAGUUGCUGCAGACUCCCAGUGUCGGAGAGCAGCCACCGCCACCGGCAGCCUCCUGUAAAACUGACCACCAUCACCUUCGCGCCGCCUCCUAUGAGGGAGGUGCGGGCGCCUCUGCGGUAGCUGGGGCUCAGCCAGCCCCGGGAGGGGGCCCGAGACCUACCCCUCCCGGGCCUUGCCGGACUCGCUUCUCCGCCCCAGCUUCUUCCGGGGGUUACUCGGUGCAGCUGGACGCUUUACACUUCCCAGCUUUCGAGGACAGGGCCCUAACGGCGAUGAUGGCACAGAAGGACCUGUCGUCUUCACUGCCCGGGGGCAUCCUGCAGCCGGUACAGGAGGACAGCAGCAAAACUUCUCCCAGGUCCCACAGAAGUGAUGGAGAAUUUUCCCCCCAUUCUCAUUACAGUGACUCUGAUGAGGCCAGUUAG